Laccaria bicolor S238N-H82 is the source of this 414-nucleotide messenger RNA. RefSeq lists its product as uncharacterized. The coding region runs from base 1 to 414 and encodes 137 amino acids. Lineage: Eukaryota; Fungi; Basidiomycota; Agaricomycetes; Agaricales; Hydnangiaceae. The record is from RefSeq and is a predicted model, not a curated record. The transcript is spliced from 4 exons.
AUGUGGUUUUUUGCAACGACCGUCUUCGUCUCCCCAACCAUCAUCAACUGCCCAGAAGAUGCAUCUCUCCUUCUUCACGCUCAUCGCCCUCACAGCUGCGUAAACGGAAACGACGGCACUACCUUGUUUUGCAGUUAUCCCGCCGUCCAGGGUGAAGACUCCAAGGAUUUCUUCUGCGAAUACUCCUCCACUGACGGCGCGCAAACACAGGAUCACGACGCAGGCCUUUGCCCCAGUUCAGCGGUCGAGUCUUGCUCUGGCACUCGUCGUCGUGACACGCUCCCGCAACCUCCGGCCCCUCCUGUCGCCCUACCACCCGUCUCCGCACCCAACGACAAGAUGAAGGGAUUCUUCACUGCCCCGCCUCUCAAGCUACCCUUUCAAUCGUUGGACAUUCUUUGGAUUUUUUACUAG